This is a messenger RNA of Lecanosticta acicola, 2586 nucleotides long. The record is from the annotation of a GenBank genome assembly. Lineage: Eukaryota; Fungi; Ascomycota; Dothideomycetes; Mycosphaerellales; Mycosphaerellaceae.
AUGGAAGUAGCAGGACUCGAGGACAGUUUCCCGUGCAUCGUGAUACGAGGUACGUGGAGGUUCUCACUGUCGUGUCACCGAACGCGGCGAGAAUUCUGCAUGUUUAGUUUUGACUUUGUAUCUUUACGCUAACUUCUCUGUGCAGGAAUAUGCGACUACUCUGAUUCUUACAAGACCAAACGAUGGCAGAGAUAUGCGGCUGCUAGUGCGGCUGCGUUUGCAAAGGACCUUUUAAGGUUUGUUAACGUGCAGCACCUCGAAGAGCUUACCCCGGUGAAGCAACCAACUUCAGAGUCUCAAACUGACAACAGCGACGAUGGCAUGUUGGGCACUGCCUUUCAUGGAACCUUGCGAAAGUGGAUCCAAGCGCGUAAGUCUGACUCCUCGCUCCAGAAGCAUCUCUUGCUCACGACAAUGUCUACUAGGAGACGUUCCCUUGAGCCUGCACAAUGUACCUAUCGCUGGCUACUUCGUCCCUCGAACCUCCGAGAUGGAUCGCCUUAACACCUUCUUCUUCCCCAAAUCGAGCAACAGAUCUCGUCAACGUAUAUUUGUUGUUCACGGAAUGGUAGGCAUCGGUAAGACGCAACUGUGUCUAGAAUUUGCCCGUAGUAACGGUGCUCGUUUCAAGUCCAUAUUCUGGAUCGACGCUUUAUCGAAGACCUCUGUCUAUCAGUCGUUCGCUCAAGCUGCUUGCAGAUCGUUAGGUUUACUCGUGAAACGAGAUUACACCGUCUUAGCGACGACAGCCGGACGAUGGGGACAAAAAACUAUAGAUAUUCAAGAUCUUGCAGGUCAAUUCGUUUAAUGGCUGGGCGCCCCAUACAACGCUGUAUUUGCUAAUACUGGACAAUGUGGACCGUGAUUGGCGUAGCAAGGAUCCUAAGGCUUUCAACUAUCGAGAUGUCUUACCGGAUGCCGACCAUGGCAAUGUCAUUGUGACGAGUAGAUUGGCGGAUUUGCAAAUUCCGUACGCUAGUAUUGAGCUCCAGCCAAUCGAUAGCGCUCAGUCCGAAGAGCUGCUACAAUCAAGAGCAGGCAGACCGCUAGAAGGUAAGCUUUCUCAACUUGAUUAAGACGCGUUACUAAUGCUUAAUAGGUUGCCAGCCUUUAUCAUCGAGACUAUCUGGCCUGCCUUUAGCAUUAGCUCAAGCUGGCUCAUACCUGGGCCGUACGUCGAUUUUAGUAGAGAAGUAUCUGGACAUGUACGAGGAUACAUGGGCAGCAUUGAUGCAAAGUCAACAGAAGUAUUCUAAAGGCCCCGACUCGUAAGCAAGCCUCCUUACAACCUGGGUAAUAUCUUUCAACCAAGUUUCCGAGGAGAAUCCCUCUGCGGCCGGACUUCUACGUCUUUAGGCAUUCUUAGACCGAGCGGACCUGUGGUACGAGUUAAUAAAUAGCGAAGGCGCCAUGUCGGUCGACUUCACCUGGCCACUUUGGUUCACACCCUUGGCUGGCAAAGAGAUUGUCUUUCGAGAUAGUGUCGCAGUCCUAAAAUCAUAUUCCCUUGUAGUAGGAUCUCCUAACGACAACAGCUAUUCCAUGCACCCGGUAGUACACGACUGGAACCGACAGUUCUUGGAAUCGGAGUCUGAACGCCGCUUGCUUUUUGCCAUGGCAUGCCUUCUGGUUGCCCGGCUUUGCCGUCAUACCGAAUCGAAGGGGGAUUUGGAGCUUGAAAAGCGACUCAUACCGCAUGCAAUGCAUCUCUCUCGAUACGUGGACGUACCCUGUGGAUUGGACACUGCUAAGGAUUGGGACACGAUAGCAUCGCUUUUGAAAAAAUGGGAAGCCAUGAGUGAGAGCGAAGUCUUGUAUAAGCGAGUGCUGGCUCUAUAUCAAGGAGAGCUGGGAUCUAAGCACCCAAAGUCUUUGGAUAGUGUGCUGUCGCUAGGCAGUGUCUAUGAACAUCAAGCGAAGUUCGACGCUGCUCAGGAACUCUACCGGACAAUUUUGCCCGACGUAGCAAGCCUCGAUGACCCCAAAGCUCCUGGAUAUUUGACGGUCGCAGGAAUGAUGAAAGGUUUCGCCAUGAUUUGCAUGAAAGGAAGCGACUGGCAGACUGCAGAAGGUCUAUUGCGCUUGUGUUACGGAAGAGAAUCCAAUGUUUUGAACCCACGCAGCGCUCCGGUACGGUGGACCAUGCGCACCCUGGGGGCAGUCUACUACGCACAAGAAAAGUGGAUUGAAGCAGAAGAAAUCUGGCGUUGCGAGCUGGAAUCAAGGCCAGUCAACUCCGUUGAGGCCAGUGAUACGCUCGGCUGCCUUGGAACUGUCUAUGAAAAGCUUCAAGACUUCGGAAGGGCAGAGAAAACUCACCGCGAUUUUUACGAGGCGACUGUCAACACCAAAGGCAUACUCCACGAGGCUUCCACAAAUGCUAUCUGCAGAGUCAUGCAUUUCUAUUGCAGCUGGUCAAAAUUCUUGGAUUGCCGCUCUUUCGGCACUGCAGCAUUGAGCCGCAUGGACGCAGAGCACGCGAAAGGAGGAGACGACGUCUUGCUGGACGCUGCAACAUUUCGAACUGCGAAAGCCAAGAUUCGUUACGCUGUUGCACUUUCAGCACGAAAGAUGGGCUGUUACUGA